Messenger RNA from Gossypium raimondii (Peruvian cotton), 1356 nucleotides. RefSeq names its product mannan endo-1,4-beta-mannosidase 4-like. Bases 1 to 1284 code for a protein of 427 amino acids. Gene Ontology annotation, molecular function: hydrolase activity, hydrolyzing O-glycosyl compounds. NCBI's taxonomy places the organism in Eukaryota, Viridiplantae, Streptophyta, Magnoliopsida, Malvales, Malvaceae. The transcript has 5 exons. The record is from RefSeq and is a predicted model, not a curated record.
AUGACUAUAUUUUCUUGUGCUGCAUUGUCGUUAACCAAUAGGAAACGAAACCAUUGGUUCCAUUGUUGCAUCUUGCUAACCCUAACAUCAACCACCUUCCUCCGUGAAACCCACCAUGCUGCGGCUGAUCACUCAAACGGCAGUUCCUUCGUCCAAACAAAAGGAACCAACUUCGUCAUCAACGGAAACCCAUUUUACUUAAACGGCUUCAAUGCUUAUUGGAUGAUGAUAUUUGCAUCAGACCCUUCAACAAGAGACAAGGUCACAAACACAUUCCGACAAGCCUCCAAGCACGGCAUGAACAUUGCAAGAACUUGGGCUUUUAACGAUGGUGAUUACAUGCCUCUUCAAACAUCUCCUGGUUCUUACAAUGAAGACGUGUUCAAGGGUCUGGAUUUUGUUGUAGCAGAAGCAAAGAAGUUUAAAAUUCACUUGAUUUUGAGUUUAGUGAAUAAUUUUAAAGAUUUUGGAGGAAAAGGAAAAUAUGUUCAAUGGGCAAAGCAACGAGGUCAGGACCUGGAAAAUGAAGAUGACUUUUAUACAAACUCACUUGUUAAAGAAUACUACAAGAAUCACGUUAAGGCAGUGUUGACGAGAAAUAACACAAUUACCGGAGUGUUAUAUAAAGAUGAUCCUACCAUUUUUGCUUGGGAGCUCAUCAAUGAACCUCAUUGCCCCACUGACCCUUCGGGGGCUCGUUUUCAGAACUGGUUAAAAGAAAUGGCUGCACAUGUUAAGUCCAUUGAUAAUCACCAUCUACUGGAAAUUGGACUUGAAGGAUUUUAUGGAGCAUCAAUGGCAGCCAAGAAACAGUACAAUCCAAAUAGUUCUCUCACAGGGACUGAUUUCAUUUCCAAUAACCAGAUCCCAGAGAUUGAUUUUGCUACCAUUCAUAUCUACCCUGAGCAAUGGUUACCAUCAACAAACUUAAGUGAUGAUGGCCAGCUUGCUUUUGUUGACAAAUGGAUCCAAGCCCAUAUUUUAGAUUCCAAUUCAGUACUGAAAAAACCACUUCUAAUAGGGGAGUUUGGCGAGUCUUCCAGUUUGCAAGGGUACAGCUUAGAGAAGAGAAACAACUAUUUCCGGCGAAUUUACACCGCCAUAUACGGCAGCGCUAUGGGUGGUGGAUCAUGUGCCGGUGGGCUGUUUUGGCAACUCUUGACCCUGGGAAUGGAUCAAGUCGGAGAUGGCUAUCACGUUGUUUUGGAGCAAAGCCCUUCAACUGCUAAAAUCAUAGCUCUACAGUCUUGCAAGCUAUAUCGUCUCUCACAACCAAAACGAUAGAACAAUUAUCAAAACUACGUGGAAGUUGUCCGAAGGUUAAAUUCUGUUAUUAGUCAUUAUAUUAUGUUUAAG